Closterium sp. Naga37s-1 is the source of this 1551-nucleotide messenger RNA. NCBI's taxonomy places the organism in Eukaryota, Viridiplantae, Streptophyta, Zygnematophyceae, Desmidiales, Closteriaceae. The record is from the annotation of a GenBank genome assembly.
AUGCCGCCUGUGGUUCAGUGCCAGUCGCAGCCUCAAGCCAUCCCAUUCACAUGCCCCGUCAUCCCCGCGCCCAAGGCGCCGGCGCCCGCGGUCGCAGCAGCGCCAACGAAGCCCGCCGAGGCAGCCGCGGUCCCCGAGCCUAACUUUUUGGAGUCGGUGGAUCUGUACUUCGACCAGGCGGCGGCCAUCUCGCACGUGUCGCCGGAUAUUCUGGCGCAGAUCAAGGCGUGCAACACCAUCAUCCGCGUGCAGUUUCCGCUCAAGCUGCCCGACGGCCGCGUCGAGCUCGUCGAGGGGUACCGCGCGCAGCACUCGCACCACCGCCUGCCCGUCAAGGGCGGAAUCCGCAUGUCGCUGACAGUGGACGCGGAAGAAACCAUGGCGCUCGCGGCGCUCAUGACCUUCAAAUGCGCGCUGCUUGACGUGCCGUUCGGCGGCGCCAAGGGCGGCAUCAAGAUCGACCCGCGCAAGAUCUCACCAGAGGCGAAGGAGGCCGUUAUCCGACGGUACACGUCGGAGCUGGUGAAGAAGAACUUCAUCGGCCCGUCCAUUGACGUGCCCGCGCCCGACUACGGCACUGGCCCGCAGGAGAUGGCGUGGAUCAAGGACACGUACCAAAUGCUCAAGCCCGGCGACCUCAACUCCUUCGCGUGUGUCACCGGCAAGCCGCUGGAAGAGGGGGGCAUCCGGGGCCGCACGGCGGCGACGGGGCAGGGCGUUUUUGUGUGUCUGCGGGAGUUCUUCAAGAGCGGCAAGUGGAUGGGGCGGCUGGGCAUGAGCGAGGGCAUCAGCGGCAAGUCGUUUGUGCUGCAGGGCUUUGGCAACGUGGGGCGCCACACCAUCGACGCCAUAGUGGCCGCGGGCGGCCGCAUCGUGGGGCUGGCGGAGUGGAACGGCGGGCUGCUGGCGGCGCCGGGCGAGGCGCUCGACAUGGACGCGGUGAAGGCGCACGCCGCGCGCACGGGGGGGUCCAUUCUGGGCUGCGUGGGCGCCACCACUGUGAGCGACUCGGCGAGCAUCCUGGAGGCGGCGUGCGACGUGCUGAUCCCCGCGGCGCUGGAGGGGCAGAUCACGGCGCGCAACGCUCCGCGCAUCCGCGCCAAGGUGGUGGCGGAGGCGGCCAACGGGCCGGUGACGGCGGCGGGGGAGGCGGUGCUGCAGGCGCGCGGCAUCGUGGUGCUCCCGGACCUGCUGCUGAACGCGGGCGGCGUGACGGUGUCGUACUUCGAGUGGCUCAAGAACCUCAACCACAUCCACUUCGGGCGCAUGAGCCGCCGCAUGGAGGAGCGCGGCAAGCAGCAGCUCGUGGACGCCCUGGAGCAGGAAAUGGCAGGUGGCGCGCGCUUCAGCGACAGCACGCGGCAGUCCAUCGUGCGCGGCAACACCGAGGAGGACUUCGUGUGGUCGGGGCUGGAGGAGCACAUGAUCGAGGGCUGGGAGAACGUGGACGACAUGGCCGAGAGCAGGGGCUGCUCCUUCCGCACGGCAGCAUACCUCAUAGCCAUUGAGCGCAUCGCCCGCUCCUACCACGUCAGCGGCAUCUUCCCCUAG